CCAAGCUUAGCUGGCAAAGUUUCACAGCGUCUGGGCAAAGAAAAAUGUUGGCGUGUCAAAUGGCUGAAGAAAAGUGACAAUGAACAAUGCAAAGGAGAUUUCUUAAAUGAAAUUAAUGCUUGCUAUCACCAAACUCAUGGACACGACUUUGGUGUUUCAACCGGGUGGAAAUCUUUUGCCAAUUUAUAUAGUGUUGUACCAGGGGAGUUGAUGGUUGUGACAGGGGUUCCUGAUUUCAAAAAGAAUGAAUGGAUUUAUGCUCUGUUUGCGAUGAGGCAAUUUUUGUCCUCUUCGGCAGAGAAGCACUGA
Messenger RNA from Eruca vesicaria subsp. sativa (arugula), 309 nucleotides. The record is from the annotation of a GenBank genome assembly. NCBI's taxonomy places the organism in Eukaryota, Viridiplantae, Streptophyta, Magnoliopsida, Brassicales, Brassicaceae.